Messenger RNA from Neolamprologus brichardi, 2766 nucleotides. The record is from RefSeq and is a predicted model, not a curated record. NCBI's taxonomy places the organism in Eukaryota, Metazoa, Chordata, Actinopteri, Cichliformes, Cichlidae.
AUGGAAGCUGUGCUGGGAUUGAUGGUAAUUCUCCUGGGAGUGUCUCAUGGUGUGGAAACUCACUGUGAUGGCAGACAGGAUGGAGCUCAGUGUUAUGGAGCUUUGGGAGGAACCGUGGACAUCCAGCUGAUGGACAACACCUCAGAAAUGUCGAGAUUCCUGUUGUUAAAGAAUUCAUUAAAAAUACUAUAUGUGAGAAAUAAAAGGAUUCUCUCUAAUAACAUAGAACACAGAUCUCUUUUUUCCCCCAGUAAUGGAACAUUUAGGAUCAAUAACCUGAGCAGGACAGACAGUGGUGAUUAUACCCUUGAAACCUUUGAUUCAGAUGGAGAAUUAUCAGGCGUGUGGACUUUACAGUUGUUUAUUCAAGCUCCUGUGUCCUCUGUCCUGCUGGUCUCUCAGUGUCUGUCCCAGGGAGAGAUGAGGGUGUCCUGCUCCUCUGAGGGAGGGGACAGUCCUCAGUACAGCUGGACUCUGGAUGGACGCACACUGACAGAUGCUGAGUUCCUUUCUGUAAAUAAUGAGGAUGACAUCAUUAUUCUGAAACAGCACAUCUCAGGACAUCUGGUCUGCUCAGUCAAGAACAACGUCAAUAGUGUCUCCAAAGAACAGAAGAUAUCUGCCUGUGGUGUGAGAACUUACUGUGAUGGCAGACAGGAUGGAGCUCAGUGUUAUGGAGCUUUGGGAGGAAAUGUGGACAUCCAGCUGAUGGACAGCAGCUCUGAAAUACCUAGAUACUGGUUGUUAAAUAAUUCAUUAAACUUACUAUAUGUGAGAGAUAAUAAGGUUAUUUCUAAUACCAUAGUACAUAGAUCUAGCUUUUUUCCCAGUAAUGGAAAAUUUAGGAUCAAUAACCUGAGCAGGAACGACAGUGGUGAUUAUACCCUUCAAACCUUUGAUUCACAUGGAAGAUCUUCAGGCGAGCGGACUUUACAUUUGUUUAUUCAAGCUCCUGUGACCUCUGUCCUGAUGGUUUCUGAGUGUCUAUUCCUGGGACAGAGGAGGGUGUCCUGCUCCUCUGAGGGAGGGGACAGUCCUCAGUACAGCUGGACUCUGGAUGGACGCACACUGACAGAUGCUGAGCUCCUUUCUGGAAAUAUUAAGACUAACGCCAUCACUCUGAAACAGCACGUCUCAGGAGAUCUGGUCUGCUCAGUCAGGAACAAUGUCAGUGAUGUCUCCAAAGAACAGAGCAUAUAUACUUGUGGUAUGGGAACAUCCUGUGAUGGCAGACAGGAUGGAGCUCAGUGUUAUGGAGCUUUGGGAGGAACUGUGGACCUUCAACUGAUGGACAGCACUGCAGAAAUACCUAGAUAUGAUCUGUCAAAGAAUUCAUCAAAAAUACUAACUGUCAGAAAUAAUACGUUUUAUUCAAAUAGCAUAGAACAUAGAUAUCUCUUUUUUCCCAGUAAUGGAACAUUUAGGAUCAAUGACAUCAGCAGGAAUGACAGUGGUAAUUAUACCCUUCAAACCUUUAAUUCAGAUGGAAGAUCAUCAGGUGAGCGGACUCUACAGUUGUUUCUUCAAGCUCCUGUGUCCUCUGUCCUGCUGGUUUCUGAGUGUCUGUCCCAGGGAGAGAGGAGGGUGUCCUGCUUCUCUGAGGGAGGGGACAGUCCUCAGUACAGCUGGACUCUGGAUGGACGCACACUGACAGAUGCUGAACUCCUUUCUGUAAAUAAUCAGGAUGACAUCAUAAAUCUGAAACAGCACGUCUCAGGACAUCUGGUCUGCUCAGUCAGGAACAACGUCAGUAAUGUCUCCAAAGAAGAGAAGAUAUCUACCUGUGUGGAAACUCACUGUGAUGGCAGACAGGAUGGAGCUCAGUGUUAUGGAGCUUUGGGAGGAACCGUGGACAUCCAGCUGAUGGACAACACCUCAGAAAUAUCUAGAUACCAAGUGUUAAAUAAUUCAUUAAAAAUACUAGAUGUGAGAAAGAAUAAGGUUAUUUCUAAUACCAUAGAACAUAGAUAUAAUUUUCCCAGUAAUGGAACAUUUAGGAUCAAUAACCUGAGUAGGUCAGACAGUGGUAAGUAUACCCUUCAAACCUUUGAUUCAGAUGGAAGAUCAUCAGGCGAGCGGACUUUACAGUUGUUUAUUCAAGCUCCUGUGUCCUCUGUCCUGCUGGUCUCUCGGUGUCUGUCCCAGGGAGAGAUGAGGGUGUCCUGCUCCUCUGAGGGAGGGGACAGUCCUCAGUACAGCUGGACUCUGGAUGGACGCACACUGACAGAUGCUGAGCUUCUUUCUGUAAAUAAUGAGAGUAACAUCAUGACUCUGAAACAGCAUGUCUCAGGAACUCUGGUCUGCUCAGUCAGGAACAACGUCAGUAAUGUCUCCAAAGAAGAGAGGAUAUCUACCUGUGGGUUCAUUUUUAUUAACUGCACCACAGUCAAUGGGACAAUGAUAUCGGGAUGGGUGCAUAAAGCCAGUAACACCCUGUGUGUUGAACCACUCUUUUUUAAAAUUUAUGAAACAGGAAAUUUGCCACUAAUUGGUGUUCUCACGACGCUCAUCAUUUUCUUACUUGUGGGUAUAGCAGUCAUCUGUGCUCAGCGGAAAAAGAAAAACAGCAAACCUAAAAAACAAAAAGAGGAAGAAGAUGACCAGGAAGAAAUCUUUGCUGAUAUUAGGGUUGUGAAACGGCAGGCGAAACAACUGGAGAGAAGAGCUGAGCUAGAGUUUGGCAAAGUCAAGUAUUCAAAGCGUCCUCGGCAGACGGAACCAACAGGAAAUGCUUGUUUGUAUGGCAACGUCCAUAAAGCCAUGUAA